Molecule: messenger RNA, 673 nt
Organism: Megalopta genalis
Lineage: Eukaryota; Metazoa; Arthropoda; Insecta; Hymenoptera; Halictidae
Gene: RNASEK
Product: Ribonuclease kappa
Biological process (GO): nucleic acid metabolic process
Molecular function (GO): RNA endonuclease activity
Source: RefSeq, a predicted model, not a curated record
AAACGGGAAAAAUCAAUCUUUUGGGGAAAAUGAAGAUAUGUGGACCCAAGUAUGCCCUAUGUGGUUUGAUAUUAUCUACCUGGGGUAUAUUUCAGUUAUUCCUGAUGGGAAUAUUCUUUUAUGUUAAAAGCGUGGCUUUAGUAGAAGAUCUUCCAUUGGAGGGUACAUUUGAGGACUCUGAUCACUUUUACCGUGAAGCAGACAGGAGCUACACACAGAAUGCAUACAAUUGUUGGAUUGCAGCAUGUAUUUAUGUUCUCACAUUCCUGUUUUCAGGACAUCAAUUUUAUAUAAAUUCAAGAUCAUCUCUUAGCGUUUGAGAAAAUAUUGUUAGUAUAUUAAACAAAAUAAAAAAUAUGUAUAGGUCUAUAAAUUACUAUUGUAUUAUAAACAUUAUGUUCAGAAGUAUUCUAUAUUAUAUUCAAUGAUAUAGUAUUAAUAUUAAGAAAAGAUAAUAAUAUUAGUCAUAUAGAAAUAUUGCUUGAUGCAUUAAAUUCACUUGAUAUUAUAAUAUACAUGUGUCUAAACUUUUAAAUAUCAUAUAGUUCAUAAACACAAUGUAGAUUUAAUGUUAGAUACCUUAGUAUCUAUAGAAUAUAAGAUUAAACGUUAUCUGUUAUAAUAAAAUGUAAAUAUAAAAAUAUGAGCAUUAAAAUAUCAUUAUGAAAAGUUA